CAGAGGGGCUGGGCAUGCAUGUUGAAAGCGAGGGAGGCAAAGAGGGGAAAAAAUUGGUUCCUGUGUUCUCCAGGGGUAUUGUGUCAGGAGAUGCAAGCAAGGGACCAUGUGACGAGCGAGAAAGCUGGAGGGAUUGGUUGAGAUGCUAGCAGCAAGUGUGUGAGCUAAGCUGGCUCCUUCCACCACCACCCCUCCCUCCCUUUCUCUGCUCUCUGCUCUCUCUCUCUCUCUUACGCGUUCUCUCUCUCUCUCAGCAUCUUUCUGUGAUUCUGUAGGUGAUACAGUCACAGCAGCAUCCAUGGCCUGCCUUUUGCCUUAGCCCACUCUCCUUCUGUUUUGAUUCCCCAUAUUUCUUCUCCUUUCCUCCUCCCUCCCUCCCUUCCUCCCUCCCUCCCUUCCUUUUUUUUUUUUCUUCCCCCUCUGACAGUUUCACCAGCGAUGCAUCUGAGAUCCCGGCACUGAGAGUUUACAUGAAGCAUCUGCUCAACUGGAGUCAUAAUUUCCCGUAUUUUUUUCAGCCUCUGUAGAAACUGAGGAAUGCAAUUCUGCCACCAUGAUGGAAGGAUUGAAAAAGCGUACAAGGAAAGCCUUUGGAAUACGGAAGAAAGAAAAGGAUACCGAUUCCACAGGAUCACCAGACCGAGAUGGAACUCCACCCAGCCCUCAUCCUCAUGAUCCAUCCUACAAUAGCAAACCAGAAUAUACCCAGGAAGGCGGAAAAGCAGUUUCGAAGAGAACAAAUGGUGCUCCAAAUGGAUUUUAUUCAGAGAUUGACUGGGAAAGAUAUAAUUCACCUGAACUUGAUGAAGAAGGAUACAGCAUCAGACCCGAAGAACUAGGCUCUACCAAAGGAAAGCACUUUUAUUCUUCAAGUGAAUCUGAAGAGGAAGAGGAGGCACACAAGAAAUUCAACAUUAAGAUUAAACCUUUGCAAUCUAAAGACACUCUUAAGAGUGCAGCAACUGUUGAUGAACUGAAAGCUUCUAUAGGCAAUAUCGCACUUUCACCUUCGCCAGUGAGACGCAGUCCGGGUACAGUUAAGAGGAACCUAUCUAGUGAAGAGAUAGCAAGACCCCGGCGUUCAACUCCUACUCCAGAGCUUCUCAGCAAAAGAACUUCAGAAGACGCUGCUGUCCUAGCACCAUUAUUUGGUCCACCCCUAGAAUCUGCAUUUGAAGAAGACAAAUUGGAAGCUUCAGGUUCCAUAGAUCAGUGUGAAGUCUGGGGUUCUGUGCAACCAGCGAACUCAAGUGUAGAAUCUCCAAAUGGAUCACGACCCUUCCCAUCUGGAACACCUCCACCACUUCCACCCAAAAACAUUCCUGCUACACCUCCCCAUGCUGGUUCUCCUUUAACAAUUGGAGUAGGAAAUGACCAGACAGCAACAGAGGUCAAAAGUGACAAACUACCAUCAAUCAAUGACUUGGACAGCAUUUUUGGCCCAGUAUUGUCCCCCAAUUCUGUUGCUGAUAACGCAGAGGAUAAAUGGAUCAGUUUUUCUGAUCAGACCCUGGAAAAUGUAACUCCAGAGGUGACUUCAAGGGAAAAAGUGGUGUCCCCACCUGUGGCAUCCGAAAUCCCAGAAGAGCCUCCAGAGGCUGAAGUCUCUCGCAAUGUUCCUUCUCCACUCAAUUUAGAAGAGGUUCAGAAGAAAGUUUCAGAGCAGACCCACGUUAAAGAUGAUAACUUAGCACCAGCAGCAUCUCCUAAAGAUUUUGGGGUGGGACAGAGAGCAACACCGCCUCCCCCUCCACCUCCUACCUACAGGACAGUGGUGUCAUCACCUGGACCCAGCCCUGGCGGUGGCACAGGAAGCACCAGUGGGUCAUCAUCACCUGCUCGCCCUGCGACCCCGUUGACAUCUUGCAGCAGCCCUACCCCACCACCCCCGCCACCUAGACCCCCAUCUCGUCCAAAGUUACCUCCAGGAAAGCCAGGUGUUGAUGUGUCCAGACCUUUCAGCCCUCCAAUUCACUCAUCUAGUCCUCCUCCAAUAGCACCUUUAGCUCGUGCCGAAAGCACCUCUUCUAUUUCAUCCACCAAUUCCUUGAGCGCAGCUACUACUCCUACAAUUGGGACGGAGGGAAGGACCGUAUUUCCCACAGAAAAUGAACAGCCUUCUCUCGUCUGGUUUGACAGAGGAAAGUUUUAUUUGACUUUUGAAGGCUCUUCCAGAGGACCCAGCCCCUUAACAAUGGGUGCACAAGACACCCUCCCUGUAGCUGCAGCUUUCACUGAAACUGUCAAUGCAUACUUCAAAGGAGCCGAUCCUAACAAAUGUAUAGUAAAGAUUACCGGAGAAAUGGUGCUGUCAUUUCCUGCGGGAAUUACUAGACAUUUUGCCAAUAACCCCGCUCCAGCUGUUCUAACAUUUCGUGUGACAAAUUACAACAGAUUGGAACAUGUUUUGCCAAAUCCUCAACUUCUUUGCUGUGACAGCACUCAUGCUGAUGCCAACACAAAGGAGUUCUGGGUAAACAUGCCAAAUUUGAUGACUCACUUGAAGAAAGUGUCUGAACAGAAACCACAAGCAACAUACUAUAAUGUGGAUAUGCUUAAAUACCAGGUAUCAACACAGGGUAUUCAAUCUACUCCCCUGAAUCUUGCAGUGAACUGGCGGUGUGAACCCACAAGCACAGAUCUACGCAUUGACUACAAGUAUAAUAUAGAGGCAAUGACUACACCAGUAGCUUUAAACAAUGUGCAAUUCCUUGUUCCUAUCGAUGGUGGAGUGACAAAAUUACAAGCUGUGCUUCCACCUGCCAUUUGGAAUACUGAACAACAAAGGAUAUUGUGGAGAAUUCCUGAUAUUUCUCAAAAAUCUGAAAAUGGAGGGGUGGGUUCCUUGCUUGCACGAUUCCAGUUAUCUGAGGGACCAAGUAAACCUUCACCCCUGGUUGUGCAAUUCACCAGCGAAGGGAGCACUCUGUCCAGCUGUGAUAUUGAACUUGUUGGAGCUGGGUAUCGUUUUUCACUUAUAAAAAAGAGAUUUGCAGCAGGAAAGUACCUGGCAGAUAACUAACCGAAGUAUAUGCAAGUAUGUUGAAAAUCCAUAUAGCUGAGGACUGCAGUGGUUGGAUGGUUUUUAUAUGCUGUUGAGGGGAAACUAACUGAAUCCUGUAUUCAGGACAUUUCUGUUGAAAGCAUCAGCAAUUCAACAUUUCUCUCUCAGAAAAUGCCAUGUUGAUCAGUCCUACAGUAUUUACUUCUAGAUGUAAUAUUGUUCAUGUUUUAAAUUGUAAUUAUUGUAUUUGUAAAUUGUACUCAUUCUAGUAAGGCUGUAUUUUGGCAGUUAGACACUUGAGUUUUAGCAUUUUAUCGUUCAAGAAAUGGGUGUAAUUUAAACUGUGAUAUAUAUAAAUUUAAUAGUAGUAAUGCUGAAUGAGACAAGCUUUCAGAGGCAGAUGCAUUUUGUCAAUGUAUACAAUUUGAACACAACGCUAACAGCUGUGAGAAAAGGAGUGCCUCAAAAAGAAUGUCAAAAUUAGCUCACCUGCAAAUUCAUUGAUUAUUUUUUUUCAGUUGAUAGCCUAUGUCAUACAAAUAUAGUCACAUAAAUAAACAGAUAUGACUUUAAGUAUUUAAUUGGUUUAACUUCAGAACAUCUCAGAGUAAAUGUUGAGGUGACUAUGGUACAAACGUAGUUUUUCAGCUUUAAACAUUCCCAUCAUGUCUGAAGUAAGUUUAAAAAGGGGUGGGGGUGGGGAAGAAACUUUUGAAUAACUGUUAGAACCUGUGGCUGAGAUAAAGCUUGUACUGAGAUAGCUGUUUCUUUUGUUAGUCUAACAUGAGUGAACAUGAAGGUAAAGGAAGAGCACAAUGGUUUAGAAAUAUUUCUGCUAUGCAAGCUCUAUGCGGCCUUCCUCAUCCUGGUACCUUGCAGAUAUGUUGGACAUCAGCUGGCAUGCGAGCACCGGGUUGGGAAGCCUGGCAUAGAAAAAGGAAGGAAAGCACAGAAAAGGCAGCAAGGCGCACUUCCCACUAUUUUCACUACACCUGGUGCAAGGGGAAGCUGACUAACAAAUAACCAGCAAUGAAGAGAAAUCCUGUGGUGGUGGUUUUAUUUUUUACCUGAGCAAGCCUCUGGUUUCAUGGAUGUGCUUGUUUAUUUUUACAGGACAAUUUGCAUGCCAAAAACUGGCUCUGACCAACAUUGUGUUCUUCAGCUAGAUUUUAACUUAUGUGUAAGUUAAGAAGCAUGUCUGAGUGUGUGUGUCUUGUGCAUACACAUUAGAUAUCAUCCAUACAUAUCAAGAUUAAUAGCCUGGCUGAUCUGUAUUUGAAAGCGGGACAAAAAAGGAAAGAAAGAACCCAUUUGAACAGACAGAACAGGUGACAAAAUAAUUGCUGAAUUUUUGUUUCCGUUCCUUAAACACCAGGAUACUCUACUUCAAACAGGUUUCAAUUUGCUAGUCAGUGUUACAUUUCUUAGGGUCUGAAAAAGCAAAAGGUUUGAUUCUCCAUUGCUAACAUACUAGGUGUGUGUAAAUGCUGCACAUCUAUCUGUUCAAAUGGUACCUGAACUAUAGCUGAAUGCAGUAGGAAUGAGGAAUAUUGUAUGAGAAGUCAUUGUAAAGAAGUGCAGAGUAUCUGUUCUGCUAUUUUCUGUGCUUGCGACUAGUAUUUUUAUAAACUGUGGUCUAACUAGGUUGGCAUCCAACUGUCUCACUUGCAUGUGAAAAUAGCUGUGCUUGACAAGCAGCUAUGUCUGCAUUAAAACAAGCAGACAAAAUUAAAGGCUCUAUCUGGACAUGAAUAUAUUUGUUUAUCAUCCAGUAUGAAAAAUAUAUAUCUUGCAGUGAUAGAAAUUGAAAUUCCACAUACAUCAAAUGCCUUGUUUUGUUAGUUCCUUUUGGUAUGAGUCUUGUAUUUGAAAACUAUAGAGCUAAUUUUAUGGAAAAUAUAAUAUACAAUCCAAAAAAUAUGUCUCCCACUUAAGCUUCACUGGCUUCUCAAUCUCACUGAUAAAUAUGAUAAAGAUUGAUUUUUGCUAGAGCUCUGCAUGGUUUGAAAUGGAAAAGUUAUCUUUGUGUUUAUACUUUGCAUUUUUAUAAUUCUUACCAUGUUUGCUCUUUUCUCUAAAAAUGAAAUUGGCCUAUCGCUAGGAUUUGUUACUCAGUAUCACAAAAGCUUGACAAAGCACAUUUUUGCUUCCUUAAUGAAUAGACAAUUUUUUUACUCUGGAAUUGUUUCAUUUUUGUUUUACAAUGCAUACCAGUAACCAAGUAAUUGGGUUACUAUUGGCCAUUUCAGAUAUCUGUGCAUUUCCUGGUUAGUGUCAACAGAAAUUUCAUAUAUUCUGCUUUGAACUAAAAAUGUAAUUUUAUGCAAAGGAAAUAAUUUACUUCUAAGUAGUUUUUCAAAUGUGGAGAGCCCCCUUCAUUUUUCAGAAAUAUAAUAUUAAAGCUAAUAAAGGUGACUGAAAAUCUUUAAACUCUUCAUUGAUAAAUAUAAAAUGAAAAUUCAGUUUAAAUUAAAAUAAUUUGCUAUGUCUGUAACAUAAAGAUUAGUUCAGAAAGAUUAUAUGGAUUCCAAGAAAGGUGUUAGAAACAACAUGACACACACACACACACACACACACACACACACACACACACAUAUAUAUAUAUAUAUAUAGCAAUCAAUGAUUUGGAAUAUAGGCCUUACAUUGCAUCUAAAAUAAUAGCAUCCAGCAAUAUAUAUAUAUAUAUACCAUCAUUUUAGCAAUUUAGCCACCCGGGAUACAUUUACUGGCAUUUCUUUAGAAAGUCUUGAUUUACUCCUGAAAAAAGAAAAAUAGUUAUUGAAUCUUGAGCCAAUUACACAAUUCUAAUUUUUUACCAGAUUUAAUAGCAAAAAACCCCCACUCUUACUGAAACUUGAUUUAUGUACCUGUUUAAUCUCAAAUAACUAUAGGCUUUUUGUUGUUGAUGAUUCCUGUUUCCUUAGUACAAUUAAAAUUAUUAAUUAGGAUUAUUAAAAAUAUGAAUAAUGUCAUGUAAAACAGGUCUUUUUAAAAAUUAUGCUUGUAGAUUGUUUCUGAGCUUAUUUACCAAAAAUAAACUUUCAAGUAGAAGUUUAACUUAGCUUAGCUUUCCUCAAGUUGGGGCCGUUCAAAGGUCCAUUCCACAGAAUUCCUAACCAGCGUGGUUUGUGGCUCUACUGACAGGUCAUCCUGAAAGUGGCUAUUGUAAUGUAUCAGCCUUUAAAAUCUGGGAAAUAAAUUAUUACGCAGAGAAAAAGACACAGGUUAAAAGGUUGUUAUAAAUCAUUGUUCCUUAGUAACAAUAUAACAAUGGACAAAAACAUAAGUAUUGCUCUUGCUUAGCGAUACAAUAGUUCUUUAUAAACAUCCUUCUCCUAGUUUUAUGUGAGCAAAGCUAGGGAAUAAAUGGGAAUAUUUUACCCCUGAAACUCCUCAUUCUAGCCAUUACUACAGGAUAUUAUUCUAAGAUAAAGUCUUACUGAGAUCUAUAAAACUAGGAAGGACUUUAUAAAGCAUUUUAACCCAAAUCAGGUUAUAAUCACAUUUUUGUGUCCAGCUUGAUAUUUCAUAGCUUGAAACAAAAUGAAGAAAUAUCUUAGCUGAAAGUAAGAACAUUAAUCAACAGGGUGAGCAUACAGAUAUAUGAAUUCUGUGCUGCAGCUGGAUGAAUCAUCUUUAUAAAAAGCAUAUUCCAGAAACCCUGCUUCAUAAAAGAAAAGAAAAUGAAAUAUUUAGCAUGCCUUUUAAACAAGCUACGAUGGGAAGCAAUUGCCUAAAUUGGUGUGCAAGGCCUGUCAAAUGGAUCGUGUCACCAUUAUAGCUGUAAGCAGAGCCCUAUUCUGGUGCACACUUAUUCGAAAGAAAAUCUGUGAUGGGGCUGUCUGCAAAUAUCCAUAGGAUCAGGCUCAAGAUUGCUCUAUAUAGAAGAAAUUAUUAUUUUAAAAUAAAAAAUAUUUCUAUAAAAAAAAUAGAUAUUUUGUUUCUUCUAAAAGCCAAGCCAUCAUAAAUUACUAUGCUAAUUUCAAAGACUUCAAUAAGUUCAGGAAAAAGUAAAAUUGGUUUUAAGCCCAUUUAGAAAAUGAAUAUCAUUUAUACUACUUAGGUAGCCAUCUAGGUUUGGUGGACUUAUAUUUUUAUUAUGAAUUUAAGACCGCAAUUAGAAUAUAAAGGAUCUUUGUUCUUCCUCCUUUUUGUUGUUCUUAUUUAGUUUCAGCAUCUGUUGGUUUUCCACUGAGACUGCUUAGUAUUGAUUGUGAUAGCAGAAGAGGUGUUAUUUUUCACCUAGAUUGUUGCAGAGCUGGAUACUGAUUAGGGCUGAAAGGGAAUGACUGGCCCAAUGAUCACCCCAGUUAGCUUUGGUGCCUAGGGAAGGAUUAGAACCUGGAUCUUUGUGUUCCUAGUUCAACACCGUAACCCACGGCUGUUAAAUUCGAUUGCAUCAUGUGACGUAUCAUGACAUUUUUUGCCUUUGUGGAGCCAGGGUGGGCGUGGCCUGCAUGUGACACAUCUGGCCCAUGGGCCACCAGUUUGACACCCCUGCCCUAACUAUUAUAUGUAAUCCUGGACCACAAAUGUGACCAGAAUUUCUUUUGCUAAAUUAAGGUGGUUGUUAAGUGAAUUGUGCCUGAUUUUACAAUCUUCUUUGCAAGGUUGUUAAGUGAAUCACUGUGAUAGUUUACUGAAUCACAUGGUUGAUAAGUGAAUAAGGCUUCCUCUGCUGACUUUGCUUGGCAGAAGCUGGAUGGGAAGGUCACAAAUGACGAUCACAUGACUAGAGGACACGGCAACGAUUGCAGAUACAUGCUGAUUGCCAAAUGCUCAAAUUUUGAGCAUGUGACUGUGGGGAAGCUUGCAAUGGUUGUAAGAGUGAAAAACGGUCAUAAGUGCUGUCUAACUUCGAACAGUCACUAAAUGAAUGGUUGUAAGUCAAGGACUACCUGUAUUCUCCACUGGCUUGCUUCCUACUUCACGCUUCCACAUUUUCCUCUAAUUUUAUUUCCUUGAUUUAUUGGAAUGUGAGAAUGGCCUUAGAAAAUGGGGGGGGGGGGGGGGCAGGUGAGGGGAGAUGCUGCUCUGGGAGCAAUGAGAGAAAAAGGAAAUAAUCCACCAUUGAGUAAAUCGGCAGAGAAAGGAAGUUAGAAAAGAUCUUUCCUAAGUUAUCAGAAGGCAGAAAGUGACUGCAGGAGAUUUUUACUUUCAGACUUGCAAGGUUCUGAUAGAUUGAACCCUUACAAUAAAAUAAAAUUAACUCAUCAUGUCACGUUUCCUGUCUGAUCUACUUGGGAGGCUGAUAUUUAUGACGUGCCUCUCUGUUUGAAAAAUUGGUUUUAUUUUAAGAAGUAAUUCAGCCAAUUUUUUCUUCAUGGUGCCAUAAAAGUACUGCUUUUAUCAUCUACACAGCACUCUAUGUAUUUCAGAUAGUAUAUAUUUUAAUUGUGCAAGGAUAAGAUAGUUUCUCCAAUAAUCAUACCAUUCUAAUUUGAAAUUAUGCUGUAAAGUAUGUGGGUGCAUAUAUAUGUACAGUGUGUGUGUAUACAUAUAUAUAUACAGAGAGAGAGAGAGAGAGAGAGAGAGAGGGCAAGCGCUUAACAGGUAGUUCUGGAUUUACAACUGUAACGGAGCCUGGACAUUUUGCUUGUAGAUUGCCAUGAUUAUAAAGUGGAUUGGUCAUGUUACGGACCUGAUUUUUCUACCUUUUUUUGCAGUGGUCAUUAAGCCAUGGUCGUUAAGCAAAUGCCAUGGUCAUUAAGUGAACCAUGGUUUGCCAUGGGGCCAAUUUUGGUGAAAACUGGAACCAACUGUCAGUUUUUCACAAAAUUAUUGUAAAACAUCACAUGUCCGCAGGACACUGCAAAUGACUAUAAAUGCGGCCCAGAUAUACUUGAUCCAAGUGUGGUCAUUAGGUGAUUCAUCAUUAGUUGAGGACUACCUGUACCAUGUUUUAAUGUGUAUAUUAAAAUACAUUUCAAAGAUCAUUCAAGAGCUGUGGUGGCGCAGUGGUUAGGAUACAGUACUGCAGGCUAAUUCUGAUGACCACUAACAGUUCGAUUCCCACUGGCUCAAAGUUGACUUAGCUUUCCAUCCUUGUGAGGUUGGUAAAAUGAGGACACAGCUUGCUGAGACCAAUAUGCUGACUUUGUAAACCACUUAGAGAAGGCUGUAAAGCAUUAUGAAGUGGUAUAUAAGUCUAAGUGCUGUUGCUAUUGACUAUUGCUACCAUCUUUGUAUAGAAAGAUAUGUGUGUUUCAGUUGUUCCUUUACAUCAUGGGGGUUCACAAAAUAAUAGUUUACUUCUUGGUCCCGGUGAGUAGAAUAUGCUCAUGGUGAACCAAUCUUGUUCUUGGAUAUGCACUCUCCCAAUAGCUUGAAAAUCUUGCAAGUCUGGUACCUCCAUGUGUGAUUUUCUAUUAUGAUUCCUAGGUACAGCAGCCAUCGUUAAUGUUAGCUCUGAAUCUGGAGAGUUAUACUCCAAUGCAUAUGAAGGGUAAGAAAUGGGAUAUCCUGAUCCUGUGUCAAGGUAGUUCCAGAGGAUGGAAAUAUCUACUCUGUAACAUAUGAAAUAAAGUGUACCUACUGUUGAGGGUGUGUAUAUGUGUUAUAUGUGGGCGUAAUUCUUCUGCCUGUAUUCCAUCUGAGACUUAGGUGAACUAUUUUUUAUCAUUAUGUCAACCAUCAAGUCUAGUUUAUGAAGAAACUGCUCAUUAUUUUAUUUAUCAAUAUGUAUUAUCUAAUUGAUCUGGGCAUUUCUUAGAUAUGACAAAAUAAAUGCAUUAGCUGAAGAAUGCAUAUUUUUAUAAUUUUCAUAAUUAUACUUUCAUAAUAAUUAUAAUUUCAUAUUUUCAUAAUUUUCCCCAUUCUAAAUUCCUAAUUUAAAAAUUCACUAUGAUAUUUUAUCAUGAUAGGCAACAUGUUUGAUUAUUUCAAAAUCAAACUGUUCAAUGGUUGGGUCAAACAAUUCAACCAUUUUUGCUUCCAAAUGUACAAGUCUGCUCCUGGCAGAUACUGAAAGUAACAUACUUUUCUUUAAUCAGUUGAUGCAAGAGCUAAUUCCAGGGAUGCUAAUCUUCUUAAGUGAUUAAAAAUUUGUCCCAUAAAGUCAUUAGAAAUGCAAAUCACUCAGAACAAUUUCUCUUUUUUAAGUGAUAGAAAGGAUUUUCCAUAGGUGGAGGUGGUACCUUUUAAAUUUCAAAUGUUAGGGUAUUUAUUUAUUAGAUCUAUAUCCCAUCUUUCAUUCAGCUCAAGAUGUCACACAUGACAUCAUUCAUCCCAUUUUUCCUUGUAACUAUCUUAAAUAUCAGGAUCUAAAUGAGAGGAGCAAAGCAAGGAAUGUGCAUCAGAAUAACACAAGGAGCACUGCAAUACAAGCCCUCUUUUCUAUGUUCAUCACAUCACAUACCCCACGAAAUGUAUAGAUAGACCUUAUACCCAGUGCCACUUUCACCAUUGUGACCAGUCUGAAAUCACUUAAUGGAUUCUUGUAGCCGAAAGGGGUCUAGAACUUAGGUUUCCCCAGUCCAAUAUCACACUGGCAAUGAUUAAAUUUGGUUGUUGAUUGUUUUAUGAGCAGCAUUUCAGUGCAGACCAAGCAAUCUGUGGAAGUCUAAAAUCUGCCUUACACACUUAUUAACAUCUUAAAAAGUGUGUAAUUGUGUUUCAGAUGACCGCGCAUAUGAGAACUGUUACCUUCAAUCUGUGAGUCUAAAAAAUGCAUCUCAGUUGGACACCCUAACACACUAGUCAUACUAGUGUAUUAGAAGAUACUAAUUUUCUGAAGUUAUGUUUUAAUGGCUGAUAAACUAUAGGCAUGCAUGUAUUUUGGAUUAAAGGCUCAGAAAAACUAAAUAUUAAAUUUCAGUCAUGUUGAACUGUUGUAAACCUUAUAUUAAAAAAACAUUAUUUACAGGCAUGCAGUUUAGCAUUUGCAGAUCCUGGGUUUUACUUCUAAAAGAUACAGUAUUUGAGUCCUGAAAUAGAUUCCAUGGUGUUUUAUCAGAUAUCAUACUGUAUCAUUUUAUAUUUUAAAAAUCUGUGUACAAACUGUUUAUAGAUAUUUGUGGACACAAAAUACACAUGUAUAUUUUUAAACAUUAAAGUUUAAGUCUGGACAUCUCAGAUUUUGUGUGAAAUGAAAUACACUAUCCUUGUAGUCUAGUUGGCUGUUUAUUGCUUAGUUUAUGAUGAAACAUUGCUGCCAACAUGAUGGUAUCCCCCCAAAAAAUGUAAAUUGUAGAAAAAGUUUGUGGCAUCAGAGUUCCUGCAGCAAAACUCUGAAUCAAACCACUGGUGAUAUGAAUGUGUUGUAUUGACUUGUUGAAGAUAAUCAUAAAACCACAUAUUUUCAAUGUUUCUUUUCCUUUUAGAUUAGAAAACAAAUGUCUAUUUUUUUGUAAAUAAUGAUUUUUAUAAAUGGAUUUUCUUCAUAAUUUCCCUUAAACAUUCAUUUCACAAAAACCCAAAAUAUGCAAUUAUUUAUCAUACAUAUUAUACAAAUGGGGUCCCCAUUUCAGAACAAACUUUAUGAAAUUCUAUAUACAAGGAAAACAUUAAAUAACAAUUAAACUGUAAUUUAAAUGUGACUUUCUUUUCCCUUUGAAAAUAAAUGAGAAAUCUAAAAAUAA
Pantherophis guttatus is the source of this 11583-nucleotide messenger RNA. The record is from RefSeq and is a predicted model, not a curated record. Lineage: Eukaryota; Metazoa; Chordata; Lepidosauria; Squamata; Colubridae.